AUGAUGUUGGGUGUGUGGUCCCUGCUUCUUCUCUGGGGUCUAAUGACUCCAUGCCAGGGACUGCUUGAGACAGUGGGCACCCUCGCUCGGAUCGACAAGGAUGAGCUCGGCAAAGCCAUCCAGAACUCGCUGGUCGGGGGGCCCAUUCUGCAGAAUGUGCUGGGGACGGUCACAUCUGUGAACCACGGCAUCCUGGGCUCAGGAGGGCUGCUCGGAGGAGGCGGCCUGCUGAGCAAUGGAGGGGUUUUUGGCGUCGUUGGGAAGCUUUCUGGGCUGAAGAUCGAGGAGCUCACACUGCCCAAGGUGUCUCUGAGGCUCUUGCCGGGGUUCGGGGUGCAGCUGAACCUGCACACCAAGGUGGGCCUGCAUGGCUCCGGCCCCCUGGGGGGCCUUCUGCAGUUGGAGGUGGAGGUGAACGUGUCGUCGCGGGUGGGGCUGGGAGUGAGUUCGCGAGGCACGCCCAUUCUCGUCCUCAAGAGCUGCAGCACGCUCCUGGGCCACAUCAGCCUGCUGUCGGGGCUGCUGCCUGCUCCACUCUUUGGGAUCGUGGAACAGACAGUCUUCAAAAUGCUGCCGGGACUGCUCUGCCCCGUGGUGGACAGCGUGCUUGGCGUGGUGAAUGAGCUUCUGAGUUGUGCGCUGAGCCUGGUGCCGCUUGGGGCUCUUGGGUCCGUGGAAUUCUCUCUGGCUACACUGCCUCUCAUCUCCAACCAGUACAUAGAGCUGGAUAUUAAUCCCAUCAUAAAGAGCGCAGCUGGUGAUAUCAUUGACUUCCCCAAGCCCCCCGCGCCCGUCAAGGUCCCCCCCAAGGAGGACCACACAUCCCAGGUGACCGUGCCACUGUACCUCUUCAACACUGUGUUUGGGCUCCUGCAGACCAAUGGUGCCCUCAACAUAGACAUCACCAGUAAGCAGGUUCCCAACAAUGUCCCAUUGACAACCACAGACCUGGCAGCUUUGGUCCCUGAGGCGCUGGGGAAGUUGCCACCAGGCCAGCAGCUCAUGCUGUCACUGCGGGUGAAGGAAGUACCCUCCGUCAUCCUGCAGAACAAGAAGGCCACAGUCUCCAUCCCAGCUGACAUCUACGUGCUAUCUUAUGUCCCUAAAGGGACUCCGGAAGCUCUCUUUGAGCUGAAUGGGGUUAUUACUCUGAAUGCCCAGCUCACUCCCUCAGCUACCAAGCUGCACAUCUCCCUGUCUCUGGAGCGGCUUAAUGUCAAGCUGGCCUCCUCGUUUGCCCAUGCCUUUGAUGCAUCCCGCUUAGAAGAAUGGCUCAGUGAUGUUAUUCGGGCUGCAUACGUGCCGAAGCUCAAUGUGGAUCUGGAUGUUGGAAUCCCCCUGCCUAAGGUCCUUAAUGUCAAUUUCGCCAAUGCAGUCCUGGAAAUCAUAGAGAAUGCCAUUGUGCUGACUGUGAAGUCCUGA
This is a messenger RNA of Chrysochloris asiatica (Cape golden mole), 1422 nucleotides long. RefSeq names its product BPI fold containing family B, member 3 (gene BPIFB3). The coding region runs from base 1 to 1422 and encodes 473 amino acids. The record is from RefSeq and is a predicted model, not a curated record. Gene Ontology annotation, molecular function: lipid binding. The transcript has 15 exons. NCBI's taxonomy places the organism in Eukaryota, Metazoa, Chordata, Mammalia, Afrosoricida, Chrysochloridae.